Molecule: messenger RNA, 2472 nt
Organism: Lachnellula hyalina
Lineage: Eukaryota; Fungi; Ascomycota; Leotiomycetes; Helotiales; Lachnaceae
Gene: palA
Product: pH-response regulator protein
Exons: 4
Coding region: 1-2472 (823 amino acids)
Cellular component (GO): endosome
Molecular function (GO): protein binding
Source: RefSeq, a predicted model, not a curated record
AUGUCCAACAACAUCCUCUUUCUCCCCUUCCGCAAGACAGCCAGCCUCGCCCUCUCCGCAGCAAUCAAGCAAUAUAUCUCUAGCAAAUAUGACCAGCACCCCGAUAUGUUCAAGCAGGACCUGGAGGUCAUUGAUGCUCUGCGGAGAGAUGCCGUGAAUGUGCGGGAGCCGCAUAAAAGUGGCAUCAAGAAGAUAGCUGCCUAUGCGGGGCAACUUGCUUGGAUGGGGGGUAAAUUCCCCAUAGACAUUGGAGCAGACUUCACUUGGUACGCAGCGCUAGGCUAUAACACCGAUCGACCAAUAUCAGAGAACAAUCUCAAAUUCGAACAAGCAAACGUCCUUUUCAACCUCGCCGCCCUCUAUUCCCAGCUGGCGGUCUCCUCGAAUCGCAGCACAACAGAAGGAUUGAAAUUAGCAUCCAACUACUUCUGUCUAGCCGCCGGAGUUCUCUCUCACCUGAGAACAGAAGUCCAUCUCGAACUGCGAGACACAACUCCCCCGGAAGACAUGGACGAUUCUACUCUUGAAUCUCUAGAAUACCUUAUGCUAGCUCAAGCACAAGAAUGCUUCUGGCAAAAGGCAGUAAUGGAUGGAUAUAAAGACGCUUCUAUUGCAAAGCUAGCUGCCAAGGUCUCGGACUUCUACGGUGCGGCUGGAGAUUGGGGUGUGAAAAGCGAAGCUAUCAGUUCCGAGUGGAUACAUCAUGCAACAGCCAAACACAACCAUUUUGCUGCAGCUGCACAAUAUCGACAGGCGUGCGAUUGUUUGGAAAAGAGGAAAUAUGGGGAGGAAGUUGCGAGGCUGAGAGAUAGUAUUGCUUGUGCCAAUGAUGCGUUGAAGGAGGCUCGCUACCUUAAUAAGGUGGUCUUAGCAGACUUGAAUGGGUUGAAAAAUAAAGUCACGGAAGAUCUAAAGAGAGCCGAGAAAGACAAUGAUCUAAUUUAUCUUAAUCCCAUACCGCCCAAGUCAGAGCUCAAGACUUUAGAACGAGCGACUAUGGCUGCUGCAAGAGUUCCAAAAGAAAUUUCGGAGCCAUCUACAUUCAUUGGAGAGGACAAGGAAUUUGGCCCACCCCUUUUCGCUAAGCUUGUACCAUUCGCGGUACAUGUUGCUGCUAGCAUCUAUGAAGAACGAAGAGAUCGCCUAGUGAAUAACAAUAUUAUCGACGAGCUAGAGAUCUUAACAACCAAGAUCCAUGACACUUUGCGAUCACUAAACCUUCCUGGAUCACUCCAAGCCCUGGAGAAACCGCUCGGCCUCCCACCAAGCAUCGUCUCCCACGCCGAAGAGAUCCGCCAAACAGAUGCCCUCACACGUCUCCAACGAUCCUUCUCCGACACGGCAACACUUAAGUCAUCUGACGAAGCCAUGUUUGUUGAAGGCCGCGACCUACUACAAGCUGAAGCAUCGGAGAACGAACGACUCUUAAUGAAGUAUGGCACUGACCGCUGGGCUCGUGCCCCCUCACAAGCAGCAGCCCAGAAGCUCUACGCCCAAGUUGGCGAAAUUGACGCUUACUUGAAAAGUGCAGCAAACAGUGAUGCCUUGGUCCAGUCCAAAUUUCGAGAUUGCGAAGACAUGCUCCGUCUCCUUUCCUCAUCCGACCGCGACAUCGGAAAUUUUGUCCCCUCCUCUCGCCGCGUCGACAUUGCACCAAAUCUCGAAGCAGAAGUCUCACGACUCCGAAACAGUUUAAAUGAAAUAUCACGCCUGGAAUCGCGCCGACGGCGCAAAAUCGAAGCCCUGCGCGAAAAAGCCAAAAAGGACGACAUCAACAGCAGUAUCUUAGCAGAAGCAGCGAGGCUAGAGAGAGAAUACCCAUCACAGACUGUUGUCCCAGCUCACUUUGAAGAUUUCUUUGAAAGACGCCUAUCAAAAUACGACACGGACCUCUCAACCCUGAAAUCCGAAGCCGAAGAGCAAGAACAACUAAUACGCUCUCUCGAAUCCGCCAAUGCAGCUUUCGUCGCAGCACGGCAAGGUGAUUCCGGGUCUCGAGAACGCGAACAAGCGUUGAACAAACUGGAAAACGGGUAUUCCAAAUACCUAGAAAUAGUAAAAGACCUCGAAGGCGGACGGAAAUUCUACAACGACCUCGCGAAGAUCUUGGGUCGGUUCAGGGAUGGUGCAAAGGGCUUUGUGUACGAGAGGCGCGAGGAGGCAUUAAGGCUAGAACAGGAACUCAACCUCCCGCCCUUGGGACAGUUGAAUCUACAGCCGGCGCCGAUGCCGCGUUCCUACAACACGCGCUCUUCGAACCCGAACCCGCCGCCUGCGCCACAGAGCUAUCCUCCGCCGGAACAGAGAGAGGAAAUGCCGGCUCCGAUUCCAACACGCACUACGCCUGCGCCGAUUGCGCCCAGUGUGUGGGCGCCUGAGAUGGGGAUUAAGUUUGGGGGGUCUGCGGGACAGGGACAGGGACAGCCGUCGUCUGGGACGUGGGAUCCGAAGAGGGGCUUUAAGUUCGGUUAG